Dreissena polymorpha is the source of this 5346-nucleotide messenger RNA. RefSeq names its product sushi, von Willebrand factor type A, EGF and pentraxin domain-containing protein 1-like. Gene Ontology annotation, molecular function: calcium ion binding. Gene Ontology annotation, biological process: cell-matrix adhesion. The coding region runs from base 268 to 5238 and encodes 1656 amino acids. The transcript is spliced from 30 exons. The record is from RefSeq and is a predicted model, not a curated record. Lineage: Eukaryota; Metazoa; Mollusca; Bivalvia; Myida; Dreissenidae.
CAUAGUCCACCAAGUCUGCAUAAUGGCCAUCUCAGCGUUUCAAAGACAACUUACAAUUCCACUGUCACAUACACGUGUAAUGCCGGUUAUGAAAUACACGGAAAGAACUCCGUCACAUGCCUCGGAAAUGGGUCAUGGAAUAUACUCGAGGCGACCUGCACAAUCAAGGAUUGCCAAAGUCCACCAGCCCUGCAAAACGGCCACCACACUGUUUCAAAGACUACCUACAAUUCCACUGUAACAUAUACGUGUAAUGCCGGUUAUGAUAUGCACGGAACGAAUUCCAUAACGUGCCUCGAAAAUGGGAAGUGGAAUAUCCUCGAGGCGACUUGCACAAUCAAGGAUUGCCUUAGUCCACCAGUCCUGCUAAAUGGCCACCAUACCGUUUCAAAGACAACCUACACUUCCACUGUCACAUACACGUGUAAUGCCGGUUAUGUGAUGCACGGGAAGAAUUCCACCACGUGCCUCGAAACUGGGAAAUGGGAAACACUCGAGGCGAAUUGCACAAUUAAAGACUGCCAAGACCCGCCAGUUCUGCACAAUGGCUUCUACAACGCAACAACCACGACGUACAAUUCUGUUAUCAUAUACUCGUGCAACCAAGGUUAUAUCAUGUUUGGUGAGAACUCGAUCACGUGCCUUCACAAUGGGAAAUGGAGCGAACUGCUUGUCAACUGCACCAUAAUGGAUUGUGGAACUCCACCAGCGCUGACAAAUGGUGAUCGCACAGUUCACAACACCACCGUCAACUCCACCAUACAAUAUACGUGUAAUCCAGGAUAUGACCAAAUUGGAAUGAGCACCAUCAGUUGCCUAGAGACAGGAAACUGGAGUUCACUCGCAACAACCUGCACUGUAAAAAAUUGUCAUAGCCCGCCACACUUACAAAAUGGCCUCACCUCCGUCUCGUCGACAACCUACUCUUCCACUGCCAAAUACACGUGCUCGUCUGGUUAUGAUAUACAUGGACCUAACUCCAUAACAUGCCUUGCGACUGGUGAUUGGAAUAAACUCGAUGCGAUCUGCACCAUCAAGGACUGCCAAAACCCACCAGUUCUGCAGAAUGGCUUCCACAACGCAACAUCCACAACAUACAAUUCCACUGUCAUGUAUUCGUGUAAUCCAGGAUAUAACAUGUUCGGUGAAAACUCCAUCACAUGCCUCGACACUGGGAACUGGAGCGACAUGCUUGUCAACUGUGUCAUAAAGGACUGCCAAGACCCGCCAGUUCUGCAGGAUGGCUUCCACAAUACAACAUCCACAACAUACAAUUCCACUGUCAUGUAUUCGUGUAAUCCAGGAUAUACCAUGUUUGGUGAGAACUCCAUCACGUGCCUCGACACUGGAAACUGGAGCGAACUGCUUGUCAACUGCACCGUAAAGGAUUGCAGUACUCCACCGUCGCUGACAAAUGGUGAUUUCACAUCUUAUAACACCACUUUGAACUCCACCGUAGAGUAUACGUGUAAAACAGGAUAUGACAUUAUUGGAAUGAGCACCAUCCGUUGCCUUGAGACAGGAAACUGGAUUUCAUUGGAGGCAAACUGCACUAUAAAAAAUUGCCAUAGUCCGCCACUCCUGCAACAUGGCUACUCCAACGCCUCCAAGACAACCUACAAUUCCACUGUCAUAUACACUUGCUCUUCUGGUUAUGAUAUGCACGGACCUAACUCAAUUACAUGUCUCGAGACAGGCCACUGGGAUAAACUCGAAGCGAACUGCACCAUCAAAGAGUGUGGAAUUCCACCAGCGCUGACAAAUGGUGAUCGCACAGUUCAUAACACCACCUUCAACUCCACCGUAGAGUAUACGUGUAAUCCAGGAUAUGACCUGAUUGGAAAGAGCAUCAUCAGUUGCCUUGAGACAGGAACCUGGAAUUCACUGGAGGCAUAUUGCAAUAUAAAAAAUUGUAAUAGUCCGCCAGUCUUGCAAAAUGGCAACACAACCGUCUUAACGACAAUCUACAAUUCAACUGCCGUAUACACGUGCACUUCUGGUUAUGAUAUACAUGGACCAAACUCCAUAACCUGCCUCGAGACUGGAAACUGGGAUAAACUAGAAGCCAACUGCACGAUAAAGGACUGUCAAAACCCACCAGUUCUGCAGGAUGGCUUCAACAACGCAACAUCAACAACUUAUAAUUCCACUGUCAUGUACUCGUGCAACCCUGGUUACAAAAUGUUUGGUGAGAACUCCAUCACGUGCCUCGACACUGGGAACUGGAGCAAACUGCUUGUCAACUGUGCCAUAAAGGACUGUCAAAACCCACCAGUUCUGAAGGAUGGCUACCACAAUGCAACAUCAACAACAUACAAUUCAACGGUCAUGUACUCAUGCAAUGAAGGAUAUACCAUGUUCGGUGAGAACUCUAUCACGUGCCUCGACACUGGGAACUGGAGCAAACUGCUUGUCAACUGCACGAUAAAGGACUGUCAAAACCCGCCAGUUCUGCAAAAUGGCUUCCACAACGCAACACCAACAACGUAUAACUCCACCGUCAUGUACUCAUGCAACCCUGGCUUUACCAUGUUUGGUGAGAACUCCAUCACGUGCCUCGACACUGGAAACUGGAGCCAAAUGCUUGUCAACUGCACAAUAAAGGACUGUCAAAACCCGCCAGUUCUGCAGGAUGGCUUCAACAUCGCAACAGCAACAACGUAUAAUUCCACUGUCAUGUACUCGUGCAACCCAGGUUAUAAAAUGUUUGGUGAGAACUCCAUCACGUGCCUCAACACUGGGAACUGGAGCAAACUGCUUGUCAACUGUGCCAUAAAGGACUGUCAAAACCCGCCAGUUCUACAGGAUGGCUACCGCAACGCAACAUCCACAACGUACAAUUCUACUGUCAAAUUCUCGUGCAAUCCAGGAUAUAGUAAGUUUGGUGAGAACUCCAUCACGUGCCUCGACACUGGAAUCUGGAGCGCACUGCUUGUCAACUGCGCCAUAACGGACUGUCAAAACCCGCCAGUUCUACACAAUGGCUUCCACAACACAACAUCAACAACGUACAAUUCCACUGUCAUAUACUCGUGCAACCCUGGCUAUACCAUGUUUGGUGAGAACUCCAUCACGUGCCUCGACACUGAGAACUGGAGCGAACUGCUUGUCAACUGCACGAUAAAGGACUGUCGAAACCCACCAGUUUUACAGAAUGGCGUCCACAACGCAACAUCCACAACGUACAAUUCCACUGUCAUGUACUCGUGCAAUCCUGGUUAUAGAAUGUUUGGUGAGAGCUCCAUCACGUGCCUCGACACUGGGAACUGGAGCGAAUGGCUUGUCAACUGCACCAUAAAGGAUUGUGGGAACACUUUUAUGGAGAAGGGCGAAUGUAACGCUACCUCGACAUUCUUCAAGUCUUCUGCAAGAUGUUCCUGUCAUAGAGGCUACCACUUCACAGGAAUUAAUAGCAGCAUCGAGUGUCUUGCUAACGGAGUCUGGAGCGUGGUUCAAGGCAAUUGUGUGAUAAAUGAUUGUGGACAGCCUCCGAUAGGCAAUCUAUCAACAAUACAUUUCCCACUGACAACAGUUAACGCAACGGCGGUAUACGCGUGUCUCCCUGGAUACAACACCACACAUAUUACAGAGCUCACGUGUACUGCUGACGGCAAGUGGAAUGGAAUAGCGCCGAUAUGUUCAGAUAUCGAUGAAUGCCUCAAAAGAAAUACGUGCCACUAUAAUGCCAACUGUACCAACACUGACGGCAGCUUUAAGUGUGAAUGUCAGACCGGAUACAGAGACCAGGAUGGGGUCGGGGGACAGCGCUGUGCUGAUGUAGAUGAGUGCGCGUUUGAUGGUGACUUUUUCUGUAUGCAUGCGCUAAAUCAGACACGUUUAUGCGUGAACAUUGACGGCGGAUAUGUGUGUGUGUGCAAUAAGGGAUUUACUGGAUCCAAAUGUGAAACCGAUAUCAUUGAAUGCAAUGACACGACCACGUGUGGUCGUCAUGCUGACUGUACCAACACGUAUGGUGGUUACUCAUGCGCAUGCCCGGACGGCUAUCCACAGGGAAACCCAUAUCUUGGAUGCUUUGAACCAGUUAUGCUGGACUUCAAAGCAGCUGGGGAUAGAUACAACGGUGACAACCCAAUGAUAGAUGCUUACCAUAUCUCGACAAGAUUGCCAUAUUUAGGCGAAUAUAUUAACUGGUUUAAGCCAAGCAUGAACGGAUUCAUAUCACUAGAUUUCCAACCAUUGUACAAUGAAUAUGGAGGUGAAAAUACCAGUGAGUGGAAGGCAACUGUUCAGAACCACAGAGUGAUUGCACCGUUAUGGACAAAUAUAGACAGUAGUAAUAUAUCAGACGGCGGGUUAUGGAUCCAUUCGUUUACGAAUAAACAGCAAAACAAAACAGACGACAUUGCAAAAAUCCAGGAUCUCAUUCGCACGUACACCAACCAGACCGAAUUCAAGGUCAGCGUGGCCCUGGUCGCCACGUGGAAGCACGUAACUGUCCACUCGCCCUACGAACCCGGAUAUGAGCUUGUAAAGCACCAGAACCUGUCGAUGCAGUGCAUUCUGGUAUCGGAUGGCAUGUACACAUACAUCAUGUUCAACUACGACCGGGAGCAGUUCAGUAUAAGACCGUUACCUGAAGUACCUGUUGCUAGUGGUUAUACAAAACUUGAUUACACGGGAGACAUUUUGUCUGACCGAUAUAACUUCACAAGACUAAAUCAAGGAUCCAAUGUUAUGCCAGAUUUUGCUGGACGUUGGCUUUAUAAUGUUACGGUCGUCACUGAAUCGAUGAAAAAUGAAAUCCUAUGUCAAAGAUUUUACGAAAGUCAUAAGGUUGAGCUGAAAACAUGGAUCCAGAAACAGCUUGAGUUUGCCCUGCCAUGCCCGUGUCAAGAGGUCCUUAUGAUGGAGGACUACACUUUCAACCGCAAUGACUCCCUACGUUCCGGAUUUGGAAGCCACAUGACAUGUUACGAGUCUUGGUUCUUCAGCGCCUAUGGCAUCAAACAAAGAUGCUGUUAUAUGUUCAGCAAACUCCAGACGCAGUACCCGGGUGCAGUAGCUGCAGAGUUUGAAAACAGAACACUUGCCGGAUUACUCGAGAAGGGUUACAAUCAGUGCUGCUCGCCUGAUGGCAGUCACAAAUACUGUAACCUGUAUCAGGAGAUCAACCCGCCUGAUGAUUGCUCAAGAUACACGAUCAGCGACGAGAUACCGACAGACGGAGGCAGCAUUCAUGUCAUCAUCGGAAGAGUUAAAAAGUUGCUAGGCCUAUAAUUCAUGAAAUACAUUUUUGGAUUUUUUUGUUUCAUAUACAAAAAAAUAUUAUGCUGCAUAUGGUGUUAUCGCCGUGAAUGCAUAAUAAACGUAUAGCAUAAAGUUUAA